AGAUUCAAGAGCAAUAUAUAGAUGAGGUGUUCAUCCAACAUCUAACCAUUAAAAUUUCCUACCUUUAUUGCACAUUUAAUUACAUUUUUGAAAAUUUUGGCUUGUUAAACAAUUUAAUAUUGGCAAUUUAACACAAGAAUCAAUGAAACUGAAAAUUGUAUAGAAACUAUCAUCUGACUACAUCACUUUGUGUCAAGAAGGAGCUGUUCUUCCACAUGUGGCUGUUAUUGCUUAGUUUCUUUUGUUAUUUUUUCUCUCAAACUGUGUAGUCAUUUCUUAUUCUUUAAAUUAGAUAAUUUAUUAAUUAACCGGUGAACAUGGUUUUCCAAAGUGCACAACAAGCAAUUGGUCGAAUGGACAGCUUUCUAAUACCAAGUAUAAUUUUAAAUUUCAUGCUGAGAUGGUUAAUAUCGCGGUUCUCUUACUCAGGAGCCCGUAAUCCGCCACUGUAUGGUGAUUAUGAAGCACAGCGUCACUGGCAAGAGAUUACUUACAACUUGCAGCCAUCAGAAUGGUACAAAAAUUCAACUGACAAUGAUCUUCUCUAUUGGGGCUUGGACUAUCCACCUCUUACAGCUUAUCAUAGUUGGGUUAAUGGAUUCAUAGGCAAAUCCAUCAAUGAAUCAUGGGUCAGACUUCAUACUUCAAGAGGAACACAAGGAUAUGAUCAUAAGAUUUUCAUGAGAAGUACAGUUUUGAUUAGUGAUGUAGUCAUAUAUUUCACCGGCCUUAUUUACUACUUCAUGGUUGUGAGGAAACCUCUAAAACCACGAGAAAGAGGAAUGCUUGCCACUAUUGGCCUGAUGUAUCCAGCAUUGAUUCUCAUCGACCAUGGGCAUUUUCAAUACAAUUGUGUCAGUCUUGGAUUUACUGUUUGGGCCGUGGUUAUGCUUAUGAGCGGCAGAUAUUUCCUUGGUUCUGUUUUUUACUGCUUAGCACUCAACUAUAAACAGAUGAGCCUCUAUUAUUCUUUUUCGUUUUUCUUCUUUCUUCUUGGAAUUUGUUUCCAGUAUCCUAAUCGUACUAAAAGUAUGAUCACCCUAGCCACCAUAAGUUCAGCAGUAAUCAUGACAUUUAUAGCCUGUUGGUUCCCAUUUAUUUGGGAUUCUGAAACUUUUCUAUCAGUUGUUUAUCGCCUGUUUCCCAUAUCAAGAGGACUCUAUGAGGAUAAAGUUGCAAACAUAUGGUGCUCGCUUGAAGUAUUGAUCAAACUCAAAAGACUCGUUUCAGCUUCGAAUAUGGCCAAAAUAUCUGCUAUAACUACAUUGAUAUGCCUUUUACCGUCAAGUUUUCACUUGUUCAAGAACCCGACGAUUAAAAAUUUCAUUUAUAAUAUGGCUGGAACAUCAUUGAUUUUCUUCCUAUUAUCCUUCCAAGUUCAUGAGAAAACUAUUCUUCUUGCCGCUUUGCCUGUCACUCUGUUGAUUCACGAACAUCCAUUUACCACUUUGUGGUUUUACAUAAUAUCAACUUUUAGUCUUCUUCCAUUAAUGGCCAAAGAUGGUUUGAUUAUGCCUUCAUUAGCACUUACCUGUUUCUCAUUGAUCAUUUAUGUUGCCUUUUUCCGUGAUAUGGGACUAUCUGUUGAUUUCAAUCUUGUUCACAAAGCCAGAACCAUAAUAUUUGUUUCUUCCAUCUGUGGAUGUCUAUUCUUAACACUGGCGAGCACAAUGUUGAAACCACCAUCAAGAUAUCCACACAUUUAUAUUCUUCUCAACUCCAUAUACAGUUGUUUCCAUUUUAUUGGAUUCACCUUUUAUUAUCAUUAUUUACAAUUUUAUGCUGAAGAACCUGAGCUUUUCAAAGUUAAAGGAUUAUAGAUAUAAAAAGCAGUGUCUUUAUGCAAAGCUCGUCCUAAAUUUAUAACGCGAGACCAAUUAUAUCACAUGGGUGAUAUAACAAGACUCUUUUUCAUAUCAUCAUUAUAUCCAUCGAUUAACUAAUUUGUGCAAUUUUUUGUACACAAAAAUCAAAAUCAUUUAAAAACUCAUACCGUUAGACUGCCACAUUAAGGUUUAUUUAAACUUUUAUAGAAAAAUGUUAAUCAUCAAAAUAUCAAUAAUUGAUAAAACAAUAUUCAAACUCCUA
This is a messenger RNA of Tetranychus urticae (two-spotted spider mite), 2088 nucleotides long. RefSeq names its product ALG6 alpha-1,3-glucosyltransferase garnysstan (gene gny). Gene Ontology annotation, molecular function: dolichyl pyrophosphate Man9GlcNAc2 alpha-1,3-glucosyltransferase activity. Gene Ontology annotation, cellular component: endoplasmic reticulum membrane. Lineage: Eukaryota; Metazoa; Arthropoda; Arachnida; Trombidiformes; Tetranychidae. Gene Ontology annotation, biological process: dolichol-linked oligosaccharide biosynthetic process; protein N-linked glycosylation. The record is from RefSeq and is a predicted model, not a curated record.